Dromaius novaehollandiae (emu) is the source of this 4265-nucleotide messenger RNA. RefSeq names its product LDL receptor related protein 11 (gene LRP11). The record is from RefSeq and is a predicted model, not a curated record. The coding region runs from base 261 to 1502 and encodes 413 amino acids. Lineage: Eukaryota; Metazoa; Chordata; Aves; Casuariiformes; Dromaiidae. Gene Ontology annotation, molecular function: protein binding. The transcript is spliced from 6 exons.
UCUCGGUGGGGCGGGGCCUCCCGGCGGGGGUCUCUCGGAGGGGCCGGGGCGGCGCCGGGGCCAUGCCGGGCGGCACCGCCCGCCGGAGCUGUUCGGGGCGGCGGUGCUGAGCCCCGCCGCGCCGCGGCGCCGCGCUGGGCACGGGCGGGGCCGGCGCCUCCCCGCGCCGCGCUCGCGGGUGCCGGCGGGGGGAGCCGGGGCCGCCGCCGUCUCCCGCCGCCGCCGCUCCCGCCUGCGCACCGCCGCCGCCGCCUGGGGCCAUGGCGGCGCUGGUGCUGAUGGUGCUGGCGGCACUGGGCGGGCGGGCCGUGCUGCCGGGCGGGCAGUGCGCGGCGCCGCUGGCCGACCUGCGCUCGCAGAUCUCGGGCGUGGAGUCGCUGCUGGAGGAGUUCCGCCGGCAGCUGCAGCAGGAGGAGCCGGGCCCCGCGGCGGCGGCGGCGGCGGCGGCGGGCGGCGGGGAGCAGUGCGGCGGCGGCGGCGGCUUCUCCGCCAGGCCCGACUCCAUCAUCCGCACCAAGGACUCCAUCGCGGCCGGCGCCACCUUCCUGCGGGCGCCGGCGGCCGUGGCGGGCUGGCGGCAGUGCCUGGACGCCUGCUGCGCCGAGCCGCGCUGCACGCUGGCCGUGGUGCAAGGGCCCGGGCGGCCGCGGGAGGCGGCGGAGCUGAGCUGCUACCUCUUCAACUGUACGCACCGCGGCCGCGCCGUCUGCCGCUUCGCCCCGCACCGCGGCUACAGCACCUACAGCCGCCGGACCGCCGCCCUCGCCCCGCCGCCGCCGCCCGCCGCCGCCCCCCGCGGGGGGCCGCCGCCGCCGAGGGGCGUCGGCUCGCCCGCCGCGCCGCCGGAAUAUGAUGAGCCUCCACAGUGCAAGGCAGGACAAGAUACUGUGCUGCAGUCACCUGUUGACUGGGUGCUUCUGGAUGGCCGAGGAAGUUCGGAUGACCAUGGAAUUGUGCAGUAUGAAUGGACUCUGCUGCAAGGUGACUCAUCUAUUGAAAUGAAGGUACCACAACCAGGAACGCUGAAGCUGUCUCACUUUCAGGAAGGCAUAUAUAUUUUCCAGCUAACUGUGAUGGACACUGCUGGACAGCGGAGCUCUGAUAAUGUCUCUGUGACCGUUCUUCCCAUGGUUCAUUCUGCAGUAGCUUGUGUUGGGGUUUGCUCUCGCUACCAGUUUAUCUGUGAUGAUGGUUGCUGCAUUGACAUCACAUUUGCUUGUGAUGGAGUGAAACAGUGCCCUGAUGGAUCUGAUGAAACUUUCUGCCAGAACCUCAGCCCAGGCCGGAAGACAGUGACACAUGCAGCUCAUGGCACUACCCAGCAAAGGACUGUAGGACUGACUGAAAAUGCACAUGAAAACUUUUCCGCAGACAACACCCUGAAAACCACUGUAAGAAAUCAACCACUUCUUUCACUGGAUGCAGACACGUCUAACCAGUCGCUUUCUCAGGGACCAAAGAAACAAAUCAAUGGAUUUGUGCCAGGCACAUCUCCUGAGUGAGGAAACCCAGACUGCAUCUCUUCCAAAAGGCCGGCCCAGCGUUUCUGUAUGGCUGCCUCCAAAGUGCCCCAGAUUUCCUUUCCAGGGAGACUCUCAAACCCAGCUGCACAUUCUGGCACUGCUGCACUUGUAAAUGAAUGUAACAAAAAUACAGCUGCAGCAAAGCACGCUGGAGUGAUGGACUGGUUUCUAAGCAGCAAUAGUUAUUCUAGCAACCAUGGUCAUGUAGACAGGUUGAAUGCCUAAGCAGGCUGAAGAUUUUCACUUCCCAGCAUAGCAAAAGCAAGUGUAUGAAUCACCAUAACAGCUUUGCAUUCCCCUGGCAUAGGAUCUCUGCCUCUCUCUAGGCUGCCUACACCAGCUGUUCUGCAGUACUGUUCAGGGAUGGGAUUACAACAUUUGACUGAGUGCCCAGGCCUUAGUCAUGUUUUUGCUGCAGAGGCAUCAACAGCAGUAUCCAUAAUUUAGGUCUGUAUAGCCCUUUCCAGUUACCCUAAAUUACACUGCAAUUUCCUAGACGCAGACUAGAAAAUGAAGAGAAAGUAAAAACAAAAUAAAACGCACAAAAAAUGCUUUAGCUUAAUAGUGUUAAAAAUACUACUAGGCAGGCAAGAAGGCCAAAUAUAUAAAAGCUGUAACACUUCAGGGAAAAAAUCCUCCUUUCUCCAACUCUCUAGAGUUAUCUGACAAAAUCUCACAAGUUAAUUUAGGACUCUGACUCAAAGCAGUGCCAGUGGGAUGAAUUUCAAGUCCCUUGGAAGGUCUGCAUGAAUUCCAUGGUGACUGGAUUUGUGUCAGAGGAAAACCCUCUUACUUUUUAUGUAUUGUCAAAGAGAUGCAGAGACUCACUGUCACAGGCUCCAAAGCCUCUUUGGGAUAAUCUUUUUUUUUUCCCAGUUGAUAAUGGACAAGGUAGCCUCUCCAGUCCUGUAGGAAUAGCCACAAAUCCUAACAAAACCCUACAAGCUUUCUUGAAAGGAUUCUGUUAUUCUACUACCUUUCUAAAUUUUUUCCACUAGACUUCCCUGUAUAUUCAGAUAUAUUUGCUAAAUGUUUUUACAAGCAGCUGACUUAAAUAUUCCCUUUAUUCAAAUGGCAGAAAAACAAAUUCAUAAACCAGGCAUUCAGACUUAUUUUUUUCAUGUAGGCUAGAGCAGCUCUAAGAGGAGCUGGUGUCUUUUGUGUAUUUCCAGAAUUAAGGAAAAUAUUUAUUUAAUUUUAUUUAGGGAAAACAGAAACAAAAAGCAGCUGCUGGCUUAGGUCUCUAUUACAUUCCGAUUAUUCUGUGCAGCUCUGAUGCUAUAAAAGUACCUUAAAGCCAGUGCAAUUUACACUUAGCAUUUCCUUAAGGCCUUUUUACAUGCUAGAACAACUUAGAGCACUCCUAGUGUAAAUGACGAGGACUGUAGCUUGUUUCUAAGGCAUUUCCUGGCAUGUGAAGUUAGUGUUUAUACACCUUUAACCAUAAUGACAGGACAAUAAAUGCAGAGCCUGGGAGACUGUUUUGCAACUUAGAGUGGGGACAUUAUUACUAACCUCACGCUAAUACCAAUGAAACAAUUUAAGUGUCAAUUAAAAGGCAUGUGUAUUUGCUGCCUCCACUGGCCAGCCAGCUUUCUGCAGUGCUUCAGAGCUAUUCUCAGUGGGUAGGAGGUGGAUGUGGUAUACGUUCCAAGCUAAUUGACUUAAACACUUCCUUUUAACACCCACCAUUACAUGAAAUUCUAAUUACAACAUUUCACAUUCAUAUUUUACUGAUAUUGCAGCAUAAUAUAUUUCCAUGGGCAUUGUUACAGUUCUGAGGGCCAUCAGGACAUAUUUCACCUCAUAGACAAAGAGGCUUUCAAUAUUUAUGUUACCGCUAAAAGACAAAUAGAGUCAUUAUACUUAAAACAGGCAUAUUUCUGAUUUUUGUGAGGUUAUUGGUGGAUUAAGCUGUCAUUCUUGUAUUAAGUGGCUCCAAACCUGUUGGUGUGGAACUUUAGUGCAAGGAUAGGAGAAGGGAGUCCCAGCUAAGUUACUUUUUGCUCUUGUGAAACAAAACUACUGUUGUCUGUGCUCCCAAGAUGAAUGCUUCUUGGUAGAAAAGACGUGUGUGUGUGUUAUUUCUUCUUAUGUAGUUAGAAAAACGUGGGGAAAUCAUUUCAAAGAUAAUGAACUAGCCUCUUCAGCUUUGAGUAGAACAGAAGGUAUGAAAGAAUAUUGUUUGUACUUCAGUACAAACAGUAUUUCAGUUCUGCACCCUUAUGUGUUGAGUAAAGGGCAAAAUUAAGGCAAUUUGUGCAGCCAAGCUAUGCAUUUCCUGCUUUACAAACUAAGGGUGGAGAUCAACAUAAUUUGAAGUGGCCUAAUUUUCAGCUGUAUGUAACUGCUUUAGUAAUAUUUUAGCUCAUAUUGGUCUAGAUCCCAUUAUGGAAGUUUUUAUAGAGAAUUUAUAUCUAUCUUUUAAUCAGUGGAAAUUGACCCCACUUAGGUUUCAUUGAAAUGGGCUGUGGUUUGUGAUGCAAAAAUGAAUUUACAUUUUAGCUUAAUUUUUUUCAUAUUACUUCAAAAGUUCAAAUUAUACAACAGGUGGCAGCAGUUUUUAGACUGCUUCCACAUUAUUUAAUUUCAUGAUUAAGACUUCCUGAAUGACUCACCUGCAGUAUGCAUUUAUCUUGCUUGACUUUAUGCAGAUAACAGUUCCUCAGGGAAAAGAACAGAUGAUCAAAAUGGAAAUGGCAUAACUGUGCCAAAGAGAGAUCAGCUUGGAGGUAGUCAUCC